AUGGCUCAAAAUCCCUGGUAUAUUAAAAAAUCAAAAGUAUUAAGAACUAGUAAAUUGGAAAAUUUUAUUAACAAGUUCAAUGAAGAUUAUGAUCAUUUAAUGCAUAUUCCUAAAUUUAAAUAUAUAAAAAACACAUUAGGAGUAAUUUUUGAGAAUCCUGGAUUAAUUAUUAAUAAAAAAACUUUUAAUAUAGUAAGAAUAAGUUGUGUAGCUCAAUUGCAACCAAAAUACUUAAAUAACGUAAAGGAUGGAUUAAGCAUUUAUUUAUCAAAAUUUAUGUUAAAAGUAAACCAUGAUGUUGAAGGAUUUAGUUUAUGUUUUAACAAUAUCAAGUUAAAGGAAAAAGAACCAAAAAUUAUUAAUAGUGAUCCAUCAAAUAUGUUUUUAAAAAUCAGUUUUAAACUUUUAAUUUUAGUUUUAAAAGAAAAUCAUAUAAUAAAGGCUAAAAUAAAUAAAAUAGAGCCAACAAAAAUUCAUUUAGAUAUAUUUGGAAUUAUUGAAGCAAUACUUAUUGAGGAAAUUUUUAAAGAUUUUUGUUAUGAUUCAAAUAAUAAUACUUUUAUUAAAGAGAAUAAUGUAUAUUCUUUAAAUGAUAUUAUAAAUUUUACUAUAAAAAGAAUUACCUAUUCUGACAGUGGUUCAAAUGUUAAACUAAUUGGAUAUUUUUAA
This is a messenger RNA of Plasmodium relictum, 669 nucleotides long. Its product is annotated as conserved Plasmodium protein, unknown function. The transcript has 7 exons. The record is from RefSeq and is a predicted model, not a curated record. Lineage: Eukaryota; Apicomplexa; Aconoidasida; Haemosporida; Plasmodiidae. Gene Ontology annotation, cellular component: RNA polymerase I complex. The coding region runs from base 1 to 669 and encodes 222 amino acids. Gene Ontology annotation, biological process: DNA-templated transcription initiation; DNA-templated transcription.